Messenger RNA from Gossypium arboreum, 1803 nucleotides. Its product is annotated as protein NEN1-like. The record is from RefSeq and is a predicted model, not a curated record. Lineage: Eukaryota; Viridiplantae; Streptophyta; Magnoliopsida; Malvales; Malvaceae. Bases 112 to 1644 code for a protein of 510 amino acids. The transcript is spliced from 6 exons. Gene Ontology annotation, molecular function: 3'-5' exonuclease activity; nucleic acid binding.
AUACAUAUAAAAGGAAAAUUAUUUUUAUACUGUAUCGACGGCCUAAGUGAAAGCUCUCAAUCCUUAAAUUUCCAAACCAAGUACGAUCGGUUUUGUUUUGCUUUCUCCGACAUGAAUCCGACAACGUCCGGCGACAGAUCAGAGAUAUGCUUCUUCGAUUUGGAAACCACCAUACCACGACGGCGCGGCCAAGGCUUUUCCAUUCUCGAGUUCGGAGCCAUUUUAGUUUGCCCGAAAAGGCUGGUGGAGCUCAAGAGCUUUGCCUCCCUUGUCCGACCCGACGAGCUCUCUUCCAUUUCCCUCGAGUCCGUUCGCUGUAACGGUAUCACCCGAGAUGCCGUUGCCGAGGCACCUUCCUUUUCCGAUAUCGCCGAAGAAGUUUACGGUUUCCUCCACGGAAGCGUGUGGGCGGGGCAUAAUAUAGUGAAGUUUGACUGCGUGAGAAUAAGGGAAGCUUUCGAGAAGAUUGGUAGGCCGGCGCCGGAACCUAAGGGGAUUAUUGAUUCACUGGCGUUGUUGACUAAAAAAUUUGGCAGGAGAGCCGGUGACAUGAAGAUGGAAACCCUUGCAAACUAUUUUGGGCUUGGAAAACAGACACAUAGGAGCUUGGAUGAUGUUCGCAUGAACCUUGAAGUUCUCAAGUACUGUGCAACGGUUUUGUUCCUGGAGUCAAGCCUUCCAGAUAUAUUCACAGCAGAUUGUGCAGUUUCCCCAGGACCUACGACAAGUACUAGUAGCAAGUUAUAUUCUGAGUCGCCUAUCCUUGACAUAUACACCCUUUCUCCAAGUUCGCCUUCUAAAAGUGUUCCUUGUAUAUCUCUGAUGGAUCUUGAAAAUGGUGAAGACCAUCCUAUAGUCUCUCUUCAAACUUGUCACACUGUUGAGGUUAAUUCAGAUGCGACUACUCCAGCUCAAUCUGAUCCUUUUGACAUGACUCAACUCAAAAACGAAAUAAAAACCGAGGCCCUUAAAUUGGAUGCCAUCGCCAAAGAAAAACCUGAGCCACAGUCUCCCGAUAUUUCCCCAGCAAGGGCUACUGUUGAAGGUUGUAGUGGAUAUGCAGGAUUCCUAGAGCUGGAUGAAGUUUCUACAACUUCCAUCAGUGUAUCUAUAAACUCGCAUUGUCGCGGCACUCACCGAAUAAAAUUGUUACACAGAAAUGUUGCUUUGCAGCUCUGUUGUCCUCGUUUACGAGUGAGAUUUGGAAUCAAUCCAAAAUUUGUCAAUCAGGCAGGUUGGCCACGUUUGAGUUUUCUGGUUGAUGCUACUCCGAUUUUUUGUGAGAUCCUUGAUUCUUGCGAUGCUGUGGCGAAGAAAUUUUCCGAGGAUCAUGGAAGCAGUUCUGAGUGGAGGCAUGUCGUGAUCCGAAAUUAUAGUUAUGUCAACAACCCAACUGUCCGACUGCACAUUCCUACCAUUGUCAACGGUGAUACUGCUCAAUAUGGCACGGAGAUACAUCGAAAAGACCAGUCCGGUAAUGUGCAACAGUACAUAUUUGACAAAUUCGAUGUUACCAAACUCAGUAACUUAUUGAGAACCGGAAUCUCCCUGGACGCAUUCUUCAGCUUGGAUACUUAUGAUUAUCAACAAAGUGCCGGUAUUCGUUUAGUGGCAAAAAAGUUGGUUAUACAUCCUAGUCAGUAGAAUUUAAUUGUUGAAUAGGUGAUUUAGUCCAUUUUUAGAAUUUUUUUUCUCAAUGUAAUUUACAGCAAUGUCUAAAGUUUAAGCUUGAUCCAUGUAUAUGAAUUGAUUUCUCAAAUUCACACCCUAAGAUGAAUACACCCAUACUUCGUAUUGAUGUUA